ACAGAGCAGGGAGCUGAUAUUGGUGACCUGUGGGAGGGACUCCUCCAAUACAUAUCUAGUUUGUCAAUUUUUGGGUUGUUGGACCUCACAUCCUGUGUGCACCAGAGCACAGAGAACACUUACCCUCGUGGCCAGCAACUCCAAAAAGAAGAAUAUGGAAAGUCAUUACAGAGUGCUUUUUACUCUUGGCCAAGGUUCCUUUGGCACUGUGAAACUGGCCUCGCACCUGAAAACCGAGGCGCUGGUUGCCAUAAAAACGGUAGAGAUUUGCAAGAAGAACAUCAGGGGGAUACAUGCCGAAAUAUCAGCAUUGGAGACACUGCACCAUCCCAACAUUAUCUGCCUCUACCAGGUACUGGUAACAUCAAGGCACGUUAACCUUAUCACCGAAUAUAUUCCAGGAGGAAGCUUGUAUGAAAUCAUAAAGGAGGAUGGCCCGAUGCAGGAGGAGGAGGCAAAGAAAAUAUUCGGGCAGGUAGUGUCAGCUGUAAAGUACUGCCACAGCCUGGAUCUUGUGCAUCAUGACAUCAAGCCGCAGAAUAUACUAAGGGAUGAGGACGGUAAUGUAAAGCUGAUAGACUUUGGUCUGGCCGUCACGUGCAGAUCUGGCACAUUACUGAAACGGCAGUGUGGGACCAAAAGCUGUUUCGCACCGGAGAUUGUACUAAGGGUGCCAUUUGAUGGGAAAAAGGCUGAUGUGUGGAGCUUGGGCGUGGUACUAUUUUUCAUUAACAUUGGGCACUACCCCUUCAGAGGAAACACCAUGAAGGAGAUGGACGAAAACAUCACAACAGGGACCUAUGACAUUCCAUCUCACGUCUCUGGGCAGCUGGAAAACUUAAUCCACCAAUUGCUCACAGUUGCCCCAGAGAUGAGGCCGUCCACUGAGAGAAUUGAAAACCAUCCCUGGGUGGUGAAGUGUGAGGUAGACAUCCCGACUGAGACCGAUCCAGAUUAUAACAUCAUAGACAGGCUCUGUGGCAUGGGAUUUGAUGCCAAUGAGAUUAUAGAAUCCCUGGACAAGAGAAAGUACAAUGAAUCCAUGGGGGCGUAUUUGAUUCUAAAAGCACAGGCAGACAAGGGGCAAGAGCAUGCAUUUACAACUUCAGUUGAGACUAUGGAUCGGUGCCCUACACCACCCCCUUCACCAGCUGAUCCCUCUAUCUCUGGUCUUCCCUUGAAGAAAAGGACCAGUGAGUCCAACUUUAGUCUCCUCCACAUACAGCCCUCAGAAAUGCAUGGGCCUGUUGCCCUGACACCAUCGGGACAGGACGUGGCCACAAGUGUCUCCAUGCUUCCAGUUGCUCUACAUUGUCCAGAGAAAAAGACCAGCAGCACUUCCACCUGUGCCCUCCAUAACGGAUCUGUGGCGGCCCCCAGUGUCUGCAACAACAUACUGGAGGAGGAAUUGCCUGUGCCACCUGAGCAACACUCUCAUAUACAAACAUCUCCUCCUAAGAAGCCUGGGUGCUUCAAGAGACUCACCAGGAAAAUCAGAGCAGGCCUAUCAAGACUCUGUUGCUUCCCCUGUGCUCAAAAGACAAAGACCCCGAAAACAUCCUCCAAAAAAGUGGCUCCCCUGAGAGAGGCAGGAGGCAGAACACAGUAAAGGCUUCUCCUCUACAGAUGAGGGUGCUGUGCUACAGAAGCUUGUGCCUGUGAAGCUGGGAAGGACAUGGAUCCCUGACUAUGAGCGCAGUGGUUCCUUGUUGCUGAAGGUAACAUCUCAAGAUAACAGCACUGAAUAGAAACACAAAGUAAAAUUCUCCUACCUGAACAAGGUAUGCAGAAAAGAGGUGAGGCUGUCAGUGUCCAGAGGGAAUCCAACGUGAUGAUCUGGUACAUGCUGAGGGAUAAUGGUCAAUGCUGAGCAACCUCAAAGUCUCCCUGCAGUUCAGAAGGACACCAAGGCCUGAGCUCUGUGGUUGCUGUAUCAGUGUGGAGCAUCUGCCCAGAAUGGACACCAGCAUCUGUAGAUGAGGGAGAGAUUGAAUUCUCACACAUUUGUUCUGUAUACACAACCAGUAAAACAGCAACCAAUCCACUAAUGAGGUGUAUACACCGUGGUACAGAAUUCUCCACAGAGAUUCCAUGCAAAAGAACAGUGCCUCUUUGGUAGUCGCCCAAACCAUCAGAUAAACAGGCAAGAAGACCUCAGCCGAUAGCUUCAAUCCCUGUACCCCAAGAACAAGUAACAUGCAUAUUCAUAGAACUCAUGAGCUGGUCCUUGUUUCUCUUCCUUCUGUCAUUCCUAUCUCCUAUCAAGGUGAAAACAUUUCCUUCCCAUGCCCAGAAUUGAAUCUUGUUCCACAACUCAAGGAAUAUAGUUGAAGAGAGGAACUGAAAUUCUCUUUCCUCAUAUGUCUGUAAGGACAUGCAGAAUGGACAGCCUCUGGAAGAUUUGUCCCAGCUGCAGGAUGUCCUGGGCAGCUGUGCUGUCCUUAUCUACUGCAGAUGCACUGAAGCCAAUAGACUAUCCUCUGACCAGGCCAUUCUGCCCUUGACACUGAUGUGAUGAUUCCCAUACCUCCAUAUGAACACACCCAACCUGCCCCAACAGUGUGCUGCUCUCAGUAUUGGGACACUAAACACAGGAGGACUUGAGUCACCUUGUAAUGCUGCCAAAAACAAAAAACCUCAGGCCUUGAAGGAAUGGACCUUCAAGUUUUGAGAGCGGAGUAUGACUCCUGGAUCUGAGUCAACACCAACACCCAGGAAUCCAGAAGGUUUCUGUGGUGGAUGCGUAUAUCUACUGACAGAAAAUGGAAGCUUGAACACUUAAGUCCCUGCAGACUUCUUAACCUGCCCAGAACUCCCUGAUCAUCCAGUGUUCCAGGACUCUCCAAGUCUUAGGAAAGAGAAGACUACAGACAUUUGCAACUCUGAUCAUCUAUAACUGAGCUUACAAUGCUCAAACACAAAGAGUCUGUAGUGUCACCAUCUCCUGCAGAAGCACCUGUCCUGGUAGACUAUCCUCUAACCAGGAUACUCUACUCUUCAAAAGGGUAUCAUGUGAUAUCCUCAUCUGAUAAUUUCUCUGUCUCCAUAAGACACACCCAGCCUGGCCUUACAAGGUGCUAUUGUCACUGAGGUGACAGUAAGGAAAGGAGAAAUUUGACAGUGAAAAGCUGCAUGCAAAAAUGACGGGAGGUCCAGCUGUACCUGGAAGCUACAUGGUGCAACCUUUGAUCGUCUCUUCAGACUUUCAUUGUAUGUUGGUGUCUCCCUAGUGACAGCCCUGUCACCAAAACAUAACAACCUCUUUCUGAAUAACUCUCAGCAUUGCCUCUCAAUCUAGAGACUUGACAAGCCUAAAGGAGGGCCUCUACAAAUCUGUCAGUGGAUGCCCCCAGAACACUGCACUGAAUUUUUUUAGGAUUGUGCUCUACCUAUGGGAUGUCUGACAGAGCUGGAUUCCCAGUUCUUGCCAUGCAGUCUAUUCCUCACUUCCUCAUCUGUGCCUGCUCCAGUAAUCCUAUAGCACCAUGGAGGCCAUUGUUCCCUUCAGAGGCUGGACUUCAUUCUUAUCCACAAGGAGUUGGGGUGAAGAUUGGCUCUGAGAUGUCACCCCAGCUUAUAGAAUGUCUCAGUGAAGUGGUUUCAUCUGUGCUUCAGUCAGUUGCCAUUCUAUAAGGGUGGUGAUGUGCAAAGUCCUCACUAGGUGCGGGAUCCCAGGAUCAUUGGUGUGAUGGACAAGCUCUGUACAUGGAGCUGACACUCUGGCAGAAUCCAGGCAUUCAGGAACAUAAAGAUGGUGAGGUCUUGGUGCUUUCCCAUAACAGGCUGCUGAAUAUGGUCAGCUGGAAGGCCAAGGGCCUCGUUUCUGCCAAAUAGGAUGACACCAACAAUAAGUCAUGUGACCUCAUCAGCAUCAUCACAAGCAAAUGUAGUAUGGAGGACUGGUAAAAACAGCAUAGACGUCUCCAGUGUCUGUUUGUCACCAUUAAGGGUGAUAGUUUAUCUCAGCAUUUAUCAUCAUGAAAAAACUUCCAGUGAGCUCUGAGAAUUCAUUUUCCAGAAAAUUGGAUGUCCAUGGAUGAUAAUGACAUCUCUGGGCCCUCAAAAGCCAAUCAUGAUGGAGGGUAGAACUCUGUCAGUCAUUGGAGCAAUGAGUCUCUGCUGGGCAAGUUGAGCUGCUUCCAGGCAACUUUUAUCAAAAUGUAACAAGAUGAUCUUGACCCUUGACUCUUAACUAUGCAGGAAGAACCAUUUGGCUGUCACCCUCACUCCUGGAUGUGUUUAUAUAUGCAUCCCAUCCCCUGAGGUGUUGAGUCUCCAGGGGAAAACUUUCCGUGUGGUCACUGCAGUAGCUAUGUGUGGGUCUCUUCGCUUGCCUUCUGUACAUGGACAACACAGUCCCAUUGUAGGAAGGAGAACAAAGCCUGAAGAUGUCAUGCUGUUCACCAGUUCAGGCAGUGCAGGAGAAGAGCCUGCAACUAACACCAGAACCUCUGAGUGCUAGGACCCUGACACUUUCCACAGGGUUUCUAGGAUGCCUCUAGCUCUUGCAGGUCUCCUUGGCUAACACCUCAGAGAGAUUCUGAUUCUUCUGACAGGAGAGCUCCAACAAAAAGCUCAGAAUUCAGCCUCUUGACACUGAACAGAUUGUUCAAGAUGAUGAGCCCAGGCUUAGAAGAUGGACUCCAGCCAAGAAGCCUGGCCACUGUAAGGAUCAGCCACAUCUUUAGGAAAUGCAUGGAAAACAUCUAUGCAUCCCAGCGUGCAUAGAUGGAGAAAAGUGCAAAGACCAGAGUUUCAUGAGGCAUUCCAGGAUACAGAGAGCCUGACAGACUCAGGUCAGAGGUUACCUCUGCAUCCUAGGAGAGGAAGAAGGCCCCACUCCACAGAAGAAGCCUGUUGCUGAUGCUGUUGCAACUAGAACUAUGAAUGUGAGACUUGUGUCUCUGUGGACUCUGGGUUUGGGCAUCUUGUGCCCAGGUGUCCACAGUUGUCCUCUCAUACCUCAUUUGGUAGAACUUUGUAAGUCUUAACAUUGAGCGUGUCAUGUGCAUGAUGGUAUCCCAUGAGAUACAUAGGCUAAGAAAGAUUUAUAUCCCUUCAAGGGGAUGGAACUAAACUUUACUAACAGUUGACAUUAAAAGUGCUGUUCUGU
This is a messenger RNA of Arvicanthis niloticus (Nile rat), 5113 nucleotides long. NCBI's taxonomy places the organism in Eukaryota, Metazoa, Chordata, Mammalia, Rodentia, Muridae. The record is from RefSeq and is a predicted model, not a curated record.